Esox lucius (northern pike) is the source of this 2190-nucleotide messenger RNA. RefSeq names its product BOLA class I histocompatibility antigen, alpha chain BL3-7-like. The record is from RefSeq and is a predicted model, not a curated record. Bases 16 to 1068 code for a protein of 350 amino acids. Gene Ontology annotation, cellular component: external side of plasma membrane. The transcript has 7 exons. Gene Ontology annotation, biological process: immune response. NCBI's taxonomy places the organism in Eukaryota, Metazoa, Chordata, Actinopteri, Esociformes, Esocidae.
UUGACAAACUUUAAGAUGAAGUCGUUAAUCCUGCUGAUUCUGGGAAUAGGAAAUCUUCAUACAGUAUAUGCUGUGACCCAUUCACUGAAGUACUUCUACACAGGAGUGUCAGGUGAUAUUAACUUCCCAGAGUUCACUGUGGUGGGUAUGGUAGACGAUGUCCAGUUCAUGUAUUUUGACAGCAACACCCAGACUGCAGUCCCAAAGGUUGAGUGGAUGAAGAGAGAAGGACCAAAAUACUGGAAAAGCGAGACUCAUCUUGGUAUUAAUCGACAUCAGGUCUUUAAAAACAACAUUCAAGUAUUAAAGGAUCGCUUCAACCAAUCCAUGUCUACAGGUGUACAUGUAUUCCAGUGGCAGUAUGGCUGUGAGUGGGAUGAUGAGACUGGAGUCAGUGGGGUGUUUGACCAGUAUGGAUAUGAUGGAGAAGACUUCAUCUCAUUGGACCAGAAGACAUUGAUAUGGAUCGCUUCAAAACAACAGGCAGUCAUCACCAAGACCAAGUGGGAGUAUGAGAGAACUGAAAAUGAGAUCCUAAAACAAUAUGUCACCAAUGGGUGUAUUGUUUGGGUGAAGAAGUAUGUGGACUAUGGGAAAAGCAGUCUGAUGAGGACAGUCCCUCCAUCCGUGUCUCUGCUCCAGAAGACCCCCUCCUCUCCAGUGACCUGCCAUGCUACAGGUUUCUACCCCAGUAGAGUCAUGGUGACCUGGAAGAAAGAUGGACAAGAACAUCAUGAAGAUGUGGAGAUGGGAGAGAUUCUCCCUAAUGAUGAUGGAACGUUCCAGACGAGUGUCCGUCUGAAUGUGAAGCCUGAGGAGAGGAAGAACAACAAGUACCAGUGUGUGGUUCAGGUUGCAGGUAUCAAUGAGGACUUCAUCAAGGAUCUGACUGAGGACACAACCUCCAUUGGCCCCAUCAUUGGAGUGGUGGUAGCUGGCUUCCUGGUCAUCAUUGCUGUUGUUAUUGGGGUCGUCAUCUGGAAGAAGAAGAGCAAGAAAGGUUUUGCUCAAACCAACACUUCAGACACUGACUUUGACAACUCUGAGAGAGCUGCCCAGAAGAUUUGAGACCUCAAAAUGUAUUUUUCUUAAUAGUUGAGUCACUUCACAUUGGCACCCACUUCUCCUGUCUGUUCGGUUUUUGGUGUGUAACCUCUGUCUUUUGGUGUGGUUUAGGAGAAAGCUGAAGAGGACAGGGAUGAAAUGGAAACAACAGACAUAUUUUUCUGAAUCCAAGAACAUAGCACAUACAUGUAUACAUUCAUGCACACAUACAGUAAUCACAGAUCUUAUGUACAAAUCCGCUGUUAAGAUAUUCUUUGAUUUUAUUAACACUUUUGCUGACCUUUAAUCUAUGGUUUGGCUUUUUAAAAAUGUGCUGUUAUUUUGUUAAAUUCAAAUAUGUAUAUAAGUAGUACUGUGUAAUAGAUUAAUCAGUCUGCAAAUGGAACACCUAAAAAAAUGUGAAAAUGGACAGGAUGAAACCAGAACCAUAUUCGGCCAAUCUAUCCACAUUUUCCAUUUAUACAUAGUUUUUCUUUUCUGUCACUUCAUUUAUUUUUCCCUUUAUUUUAUGGGAAGUUUGAUUUAAUAUGGAUUGCGCAUGUCUGUAGAAAUAGUUGGUGAUGGACAGUAAGUAAACAAGCGUUUUAGUGCAGUUGUUUGUACUUAUGGAGGCUCCACAUUUAUUCUGUGAAAGGCUUGUAAAUGUGAGAUCUACUUUAUCAUAAAGUAUCAACCGUCAUACAUAGAUGAAAGGGAGAUGAUUAGCUUGCCAGAUGUGCCAUUAAAUGUGUUUUCUUUUCAGAAAGUAGCUUUUUUAGCUUAUUUGAUUUUAUAAUAGGUUUAAUUUAAUGAUACAUUGUUAAUUGAAUUCUGAUGAAAUAGUUGGUGAUGGGGAUAUAAGUGAAGAAGCAUUUUAUUUGCUUGUGUUCAUCCAAAUUAAUUGGGUUGAGUUAUUUUUUUGUCCUGGAGUAGGCUUAAUCUUCACUUCUCCCUUAUCAGUGUCAUUGAAACUAUCAAAUACACACCCCAAUACAUUUUUUGUGUGUGCAAAAAGUCAACUAUCAACUUGGGUUUCAUUCUGGAUUAAAACUCUCUCUUUUUUCGAAUUUCUGUAUUAUAGCAUGAUUGAAAUUUAAAGGCUGACUUGGGGCCAUUUUUCAAUAAAAAAAACUUAACGUUUGUGAA